Neltuma alba is the source of this 702-nucleotide messenger RNA. RefSeq lists its product as uncharacterized. The transcript has 2 exons. NCBI's taxonomy places the organism in Eukaryota, Viridiplantae, Streptophyta, Magnoliopsida, Fabales, Fabaceae. The record is from RefSeq and is a predicted model, not a curated record. The coding region runs from base 1 to 702 and encodes 233 amino acids.
AUGUCUUCAUCCUCAUCAUCGCCCAAAAAGGUUAGCUUAAAGCUUCUGAUAGACACAAAUACUGAAAGAGUUCUGUUUGCUGAAGCAACCCAGGAUUUUAUCGACUUACUCUUCAACCUGUAUCGCAUGCCUAUCGGUACAUUCACAAGUCUCAUUACCAAUGAAGGCAUGGUGGGUUCAUUAGGCAAAUUCUAUAAAAGCAUUCAGAAUCUCAAUGAUUAUUAUAUGGUAAAUCCAAACAGAGAUAUUGACCUUUUGCUGAAGCCAAUUGCUGCUGUCUCUGGAUGUCUUCUGCCUUCAACUUUGUACAUGUGCCCAAAGCGCUGUGAGAAUUUUGUUACAAACUCAGAAGGAACUUUAUGUCCAUCUUGCAACCGUGAAAUGGCAGUUACAUUGCAAUUUGUUACUAAGAAGGCUAGGGAAGUGAUGACAGAUUCUUCUUCUAGUAAGGGUGGAGGAGCUGGGACUUACAUGGUGAUGGAUGAUCUUGAAGUUCAGCCCAUGUCUCCCAUUUAUUACUUCACCCUACUGGAAAAGUUCAACAUUGAAGAUGUUAGUGGCAUACAAAAAAGGGUCGUUGAGCUGGGGACUGACGAGGUUCUGUUGUCUGUUGCCGGGAAGGGGAAUGGGACCCACUCUGUCACGCUAUGGGCGCCUGCUAGGCUAAUGCAACCACUCCCAGGCGGUCGGGGCGGCGCCUGA